Messenger RNA from Stylonychia lemnae, 1110 nucleotides. Lineage: Eukaryota; Ciliophora; Spirotrichea; Sporadotrichida; Oxytrichidae. The record is from the annotation of a GenBank genome assembly.
AUGGAACACUUAACUUCUGAUACAGUUUAAAGAUUAUGUGAAAAUCCUGAAUGCAGAAAGCCAGCAACUCUAUAAUGUCCAACAUGCGUUAAAUUAAGCUUGGACCCAAGCUUUUUCUGUGAUCAAAUUUGCUUCAAAGGUUUUUGGAAUUUCCACAAGUUACUACAUGUAAAGAAGGAAGUAGUAAAUAAUGAUGGAUAUAAAUAUUCAGGACCUCUCCGACCAUUCCCGUACAGUUUUAAAGGGCAUAGAUAUAUACCAGAUCAUAUUAAAAAGCCUGAAUAUGCAAAGUCAGGCAUUCCCAAAUAGGUUUCUGAUAAAUAUGUACCUGUCGUAUUAGAUGAAGAGCUUGAGUUGCUGAAAGAUGUUUGCAAGAUUGGUAGAGCUGCUCAAGAUCUUGGGCAUUAAGCUGUUGCUGUAGGAGUGACAACUGAGGAAAUUGAUAGAAUCGUGCAUGAGUUCAUUAUUGAUAAUGAUGCCUAUCCAUCACCUUUAAACUUCAAUGGUUUCCCAAGAAGUUGCUGCACUUCAAUUAAUGAGACUAUUUGUCAUGGUAUUCCAGAUACUAGACCACUUUAAGAUGGUGACAUAUUAAAUCUUGAUAUCAGUGUUUUUAAAAACGAUUUCCAUGCUGAUUUAAAUGAGACUUAUCUAGUUGGAAAUUUUAGUGAGUCAUCUAGGAAGCUUGUUGAAGUUACUUAUGAUUCAUUGAUGAAGGCCAUAGAUUAUUGUAAACCAGGAAGCAUGUACAGGGAAUGUGGAAAUAUAAUCAGCAAUUAUACUGAACCUUUGGGUUAUUCGGUUGUUAGAUCAUUUUGUGGUCAUGGUGUUGGAUCUACAUUGCAUUAAGCACCAUAAAUUCCUCAUUAUGCUAAGAAUAAAGCUGUUGGAUUCAUGAAAAAAGGGCAUGUUUUUACAAUUGAGCCUAUGAUUAAUUAAGGUGUUUGGAAAGAUUAAACAUGGAAAGAUGGUUGGACUGUAACCACAGUUGAUGGCUAAAGAUCUGCUUAAUUCGAACAUACGAUGGUGAUUACAGAUGAUGGAGUCGAAGUGCUAACUGCAAGAAAAGAAAAUUCUCCACCCUUAGAAUUCCAAAUUAAAAAGAACUGA